GCUUUUUUUGAACCACUAGCUGCGGUGGGCUACGGGGAGUGAAGGUACUCGAGAAGAAAUAACUGAGUUGGGAUUAAAACAUUGCUAUUGGAGGGGAAUAACCCGUUAAAGAGUGGUCAUUGAUCCUGGUAAAAAGCCUGUAAAAGGAGAAACCCAAGCACUACAGCUCACUGCUUAUUUCUGUACCCCACGCCUGAUCAAGAUUUCCAUAUGUUAACAGCUUUGGGGCUUUACUGCAUUAUUUUUGUUUUCUGAUUUAUUCCAAGCGGCUUUCUUGAAGCAAAAGUACAAAGUUCUUUUGUUCCUCCCUGUGACAUCCUAAUCUAUUUUUGAGAGGAAUUAGCAGAUAGCUUUUCAAGUGGCUUGUUAUGCCAAGCUGGAAACAGCAAGGAACACGAAAACACUCUGAGGUUUAGUAGUGCUUUUACUUUUUUGAACACUUUUUUUUUUAAGUUAAAAACAAAGCAGAUAUCUGCGGCUUCACUGUCCUAGUAUAAGGAUUACUGAAUGUAACAGCCUUCACCAUGAGCACAGAAGGAUACCAGUACAGAGCCCUGUAUGAUUACAAAAAAUCGAAUGACGAAGAGAUAGAUUUGCAUGUUGGGGAUGUGCUGACUGUAACAAAAGGCACAUUUAUAGCACUCGGAUUAAGUGACAGAGAUGAAGCGAAACCUGAGGAGGUUGGAUGGCUAAAUGGAUAUAAUGAGAUGACUCGAGAAAGAGGUGACUUCCCUGGCACUUUUGUCGAGUAUAUUGGAAGAAAACGAAUUUCACCUCCAACACCAAAACCACGACCACAGAGGCCACUACCUGUGGCCCCUGGGCAGGCGAGAGUUGAGUCAGAGCCUGAACCAGUCCCUACUCUUCCUGACCUAACAGAGCAGUUCGCACCUCCUGACCCAGCGCCUCAUCUAUUGGUCAGAUUGUUGGAUGCAGUUGAAAGGAAAGGCUUGGACAAUACUACACUUUAUCAGAACUUUGGGACAUGCAACAGCGUUGAACUGCGUGCAGUUUUUGACACUGAUCCUGCUUUGUUGGAUGUCGACCAUUGUGACCUGCAUGUUCUCUGUGAUGCAGUGAAGAAGUAUUUUCAGGAUUUGCCUAGCCCUGUAAUUCCACCUGUAGUUUAUAAUGAUUUGGUCCGUGUAUUACAAGAAACACCACAGUCCGUGGACUUCACACAGCUUGUGUGGAAAGUUCUCAAAUCUCCAACCAUUCCAACUCAGAACUGGAUGACUUUUCAAUAUUUUCUCAGCCAUCUCUCAAGAAUCUGCCAGUAUUCUAACAGGAACCUUUUGACACCAAAGAGACUAGCGGAGAUCUUUAGCCCUCUACUGUUUCGAUCCCAGGCUGUACUGAGCUUUGGUGGAAAUCCCGAGUAUUUCAAUAGAGUCCUUGAAGGUUUGCUCUGCAGCGAGUGGGAUGAAAGGCAGGCAGCCCCUGCAUUGCCUCCUAAGCCACCUAAAUCCACACCACCCACUAAUAACACUGUGAAUAACAGCAUGUCUCUGCAAGAUGCUGAAUGGUACUGGGGUGAUAUUACAAGGGAAGAGGUAAAUGAAAAGCUGCGGGACACAGCAGAUGGUACUUUUCUUGUGCGAGAUGCAUCCACAAAAAUGCAUGGGGAUUACACACUUACAUUAAGGAAAGGUGGGAACAACAAGUUGAUUAAAAUAUUUCACAGAGAUGGAAAGUAUGGGUUUUCUGAUCCGCUGACCUUUAGCUCUGUGGUUGAGCUGAUCAAUCACUACCGUCAUGAGUCCCUGGCCCAGUACAACCCUAAGCUGGAUGUGAAGCUACUUUAUCCUGUCUCCAGGUUCCAGCAGGAUCAGGUAGUUAAGGAGGAUAAUGUUGAAGAGGUCGGAAAGAAACUGUAUGAAUACAACACUGAUUACAAGAAGAAAAGUCAGGAGUACGACCGACUGUAUGAAGAAUAUACCCGUACAUCUCAGGAAAUUCAGAUGAAAAGAACAGCCAUAGAAGCCUUUAACGAAACAAUUAAGAUCUUCGAGGAGCAGUGCCAGACCCAGGAGCGAUGCAGCAAAGAAUACAUUGAAAAAUUCAAACGAGAAGGAAAUGAGAAGGAAAUUCAGAGAAUCAUGAUGAAUUAUGAAAAAUUAAAGUCUCGUAUCAGUGAAAUUGUGGACAGCAAGAGCAGGCUGGAAGAAGACUUGAAAAAGCAAGCUUCGGAUUAUCGGGAAAUUGAUAAACGUAUGAAUAGCAUCAAGCCAGACCUUAUUCUUCUCAGAAAGACACGAGACCUGUACUUAACGUGGUUGACGCAGAAGGGUGUGAGGCAAAAGAAGAUCAAUGAAUGGCUUGGCAAUGAAAACACAGAUGAACAAUUCUCUAUGGCAGAUGAUGACGAGGACCUGCCUCAUCACGAUGUACGGACAUGGAAUGUAGGAAGCAUCAACAGAAGCCAAGCAGAAAAUCUAUUGCGGGGCAAGUCUACCGGAACAUUCCUUGUUCGGGAAAGCAGCAAGCAGGGAUGCUAUGCAUGCUCUGUGGUGGUGGAUGGCGAAGUAAAGCAUUGUGUAAUCAACAAAACACCAACGGGGUACGGAUUUGCAGAACCAUAUAACUUGUACGGCUCACUAAAAGAACUGGUACUACAUUAUCAACACACAUCACUUGUACAGCACAAUGACUCACUUGAUGUUACACUAGCAUACCCUGUAUACGCACAACAGAGACGAUGAAUAGCGUACCAUAUUGAUUCAGUUCAAAAAGACAUGGGCCUCUGGAAGGAGAGGGAGAAGCUCCUCAGAUUAACGCAUCAUGAAUCUGUGCCAUGGUGACAGAGUUGUCUGCUGGACAAGAGUGGAGUUUUCUUCACAUUUCAGCAAGAGCGAUGUAAUGGUUAAGCUGUGAAUGUUUGACUUCAAAUGUGCUUGCUUUUUGGAGCACAAGUUAGUAAAGGAAUGCUGAAUUUAAUCUCCUUGCACGGAGGGACACUGAGGCCUUUUUCCAAUGGUGCUUGUUUACAUUCUUCUGUUCACAGCUUUAUCAGCUAAAAUGUCAGAGGCUGUGGACCCCGGAUGCAGUUUUACAGUGUGUGUGCAGCGACGAGAAUAUCUGCUCAUGAACUUGUAUGGAUUAAAUGUUGCAGUAUUCAGUGGUUCCAUGGUCAUGAACAUACGGACUGUUUUUUAAAUUGAACUAAAUGGUAUAUGUAGUAGGAUGGCACUUUCUAGCAUGGACACUUUAAAAAGAAAAGAAAAAAAACUACAGAACUGCAGCUGCCCUAAUUAAGACCUAUACAUUGGCAGCAACAGCACAGUGCCAGAAGUUUUCUUUGCAGACCUUGUGUUUUCAUUUGUUCCUUAAGCCUGUUUUGUGGAUGUAUUGAGAAGUGAAGAAAACGGGACUGUUUUCAGAAGUACAAUAUGUAAUCCUGUUUGUACAUAAGAUAGUAGCUUGCAUUGAACAGAACACAAAAACAUGAGUACCAAAUGUAUCAUUUUUUGUUACAUUUUGUUUAAUGCUGAGUCGCUCGUGCACCGUGCUAUGCAACACUUUUUUAUUUGUACCCAUAACAUAAGCUUUAUACUUGUUUGUGUCGCCCAAAGUAUUUUUCACCACUGUGUUCCUUUUUCACAUAAAUUACUGUAUUUAAAUACAGCAUAUGUACUUGUCCAGGACUAUGGGGGUUGGGGAGAAUUUUGCAAUUAAAAAAUGACCAGUAUUCAUGCAUUUUGUUGUAAGAUACUUUGGCGUUGCACCACCUUUCACAUUACGUGAUGUUGAACUGCUUUUGUUUUCAGGCAGUGCCUGAAUGAUUUAAAAGCUGCUUGUUUAAAUAAAAGGUCUGUAAGGUGACACUAUCGGCAGAGCAGCAGAGUAUCAUUUUAAAUGUAGUGACUUAAUUGCGGAGUGCUCUUGUAAGACAUGGAGGAGGUAGUGACACCAAAGAGUUUCAAAGAGUUUAUCAAAGUCCUAGCUGAAGGGUGUUGUCAUUUAAGCCAGGAAGAAUACUUAAGUAGCAGACCUGCUGCUGCUUUUAAGAUGAAAUACAGAAUGUUUCCAGUCUUAAUGAUAUCCAAUUUUCAGUUCCCAGUAAAGUAAAAAAAAAAAAAAAAAAAAA
Molecule: messenger RNA, 4087 nt
Organism: Protopterus annectens (West African lungfish)
Lineage: Eukaryota; Metazoa; Chordata; Ceratodontiformes; Protopteridae
Gene: PIK3R1
Product: phosphoinositide-3-kinase regulatory subunit 1
Exons: 16
Coding region: 525-2702 (725 amino acids)
Biological process (GO): phosphatidylinositol phosphate biosynthetic process; insulin receptor signaling pathway
Cellular component (GO): phosphatidylinositol 3-kinase complex
Molecular function (GO): protein binding; 1-phosphatidylinositol-3-kinase regulator activity
Source: RefSeq, a predicted model, not a curated record